Paraphaeosphaeria sporulosa is the source of this 616-nucleotide messenger RNA. Its product is annotated as antibiotic biosynthesis monooxygenase-like protein. The transcript has 3 exons. The record is from RefSeq and is a predicted model, not a curated record. The coding region runs from base 111 to 437 and encodes 108 amino acids. NCBI's taxonomy places the organism in Eukaryota, Fungi, Ascomycota, Dothideomycetes, Pleosporales, Didymosphaeriaceae.
CCACAACACCAUCACCGCUUUUCCAACCUCAAACAGCAUCCCCAAACCAUUCUUAACACAUUCAAUCUUUCUCACCUCACAUCAAAUCUACUUUGACCAAUAUCGCCAAUAUGUCCGCCCCCUUCGACGUAAUCGCAAUCAUCAAGCCCAAAGCCGGCUCUGCCGACCGCGUCGUCGAGCUUCUCCGCACUGCCGCAGAUUCUGUGAAGGAGAAAGAGCCCGGAACGCUGAAAUACCAGAUCAAUCUUGAGACAAAGGGCGAUGCGCCGUGCAUCGUGAUGCUGGAGACGUACAAAGACAUGGCGGCGCUGCAGGCGCACGGCUCGAGCGAGCAUUACAAGGAGUUGAGCCAGACGCUGAAGAAGGAGGAGUUAGUGAGCGAGCCGAUGCAGGUGUUGUUCACGAAGGAUGUUGGGGGGUUUGUUAGUAAGUUGUAAGGAAGAUUAAGGAUUGAGGAAUGGCGAAUAGCGAAUGAAAUCAAGAAUUGAACAUUGUGGCGCAUACGUCAUCCUGUGUAGACUCAGUCAAUCAUACGUUAGUCAACUUACAGUCUGGUAGCUCAGCCUGGGAGCUCACUGCCCCUUUGGUUGGGUCGCACUAUACAAUGUUGACGUCC